Malassezia globosa CBS 7966 is the source of this 1494-nucleotide messenger RNA. RefSeq lists its product as uncharacterized. NCBI's taxonomy places the organism in Eukaryota, Fungi, Basidiomycota, Malasseziomycetes, Malasseziales, Malasseziaceae. Gene Ontology annotation, biological process: ribosome biogenesis. The record is from RefSeq and is a predicted model, not a curated record. Gene Ontology annotation, molecular function: protein binding. Bases 1 to 1494 code for a protein of 497 amino acids. Gene Ontology annotation, cellular component: nucleolus. The transcript is spliced from 2 exons.
AUGUCGAAGCAUACGCUCGCAGAUGGCGCGGAGGCGCCAGAGGCUGAGCGUCCACGUUUGGAAGAACGGAUUCAUGAAAAUGGGGACCCUGAAGGGGGAAUGGGAGAGUUUGAAGACCCAUUCGAAGAUGAGAUCGAAAGUGACGGUGAAAUCGUAGACGCAAAUCCAGACGAGACAGAUAUGGAAGAGGAAGACGAGGAAUCAAAAGUGCCUACAAAGGCUUAUAUGCCGGGAACAAUGCCUUUGGAAGAAGGGCAAACACUAGUUCCCGAUCAAUCAGCGUAUGAUAUGUUGCAUCGCAUGAAUGUGACAUGGCCAUGCUUAUCGUUCGACUUUCUCCGAGACCACAUGGGCUCGCAGCGACAGACCAUGCCACAUACGGCCUAUCUCGUCGCUGGUACCCAAGCAGACACUGCGAAAAAUAAUGAGGUUCUUAUAAUGAAGGCGAGUGCGAUGCAUCGCACGUCGCAUGAUGACAACGAUGAUGAUGACGAUGAUGUGGAUGAAGAUGCCAUCCUCGAAUAUAAAACAAUUCCGCAUCUAGGAGGCGUGAAUCGUGUGCGAGCAGCGCCUACUACGACGCCGACAUCCGAGCUGGAACCAUGCUUGGAUCCCUACCCUGUAGCGACAUGGGCGGAGACGGGCAAAGUUCACAUUUGGGAUGUUCGUCCCCUAUUCAACGCACUGAAUCAACCCGGCACCAAGAUUGAUAAGAAGAAGGUCGAAUCGCCACUGUUCACAAUAAAUGCACAUCGAACUGAAGGUUUUGCCAUGGAUUGGGGCGGCCUUUUGGGCGGUGGUUCAUCUGGAAAUACUGGUCACUUGCGCUUGCUAACAGGCGAUAUGCAUAGCAAGAUCUUCCUCACAACAAGCAAUAAUACCGGGUUCACUACACAUGCUCAGCCAUUCGAGAGUCACACAUCGUCCAUUGAGGACCUGCAAUGGAGUCCAGCUGAGCCCACAGUGUUCGCUUCGUGCUCUGCAGACCGAAGCAUCCGGAUUUGGGAUGUGCGUAUAAAGUCGCACCGCUCGGCUCUUGCCGUUGAUGCGGCACAUGAUCAGGAUGUAAAUGUUAUCAGCUGGAAUCACGGUACGCAGUACUUACUCUUGUCUGGUGGUGACGACGGAGCGUUGAAUGUGUGGGAUAUGCGUGCGUUUAAACAUGGCCAGAGACCAAGUCCAGUUGCGCACUUUGAGUGGCACCAAGCGCCCAUCAGCAGCGUAGAAUGGCACCCAGAUGAAGACAGUAUAUUUGCUGCAUCGGGUCGUGAUGACCAAGUGACGUUGUGGGAUUUGGGUGUCGAACAUGAUGAAGAUGAAGAUCCGGCGCAGUUGCCGAAGGGGCCCAAUGGCGAGCCUGUGCCGAGCCAGUUGCUCUUUUGUCACCAUGGUGCCACAGAUAUCAAGGAAGUCCACUGGCACCCACAAAUCCCUGGCGUGCUGGGGACUACAUCAUCUGAUGGCUUCCACUUCUUUAAGACGAUUUCUGUGUAG